This is a messenger RNA of Contarinia nasturtii (swede midge), 1509 nucleotides long. RefSeq names its product neuronal acetylcholine receptor subunit non-alpha-3-like. The transcript has 7 exons. Gene Ontology annotation, biological process: nervous system process; monoatomic ion transmembrane transport; chemical synaptic transmission. Lineage: Eukaryota; Metazoa; Arthropoda; Insecta; Diptera; Cecidomyiidae. Gene Ontology annotation, molecular function: neurotransmitter receptor activity; extracellular ligand-gated monoatomic ion channel activity; transmembrane signaling receptor activity. Gene Ontology annotation, cellular component: neuron projection; membrane; synapse. Bases 1 to 1347 code for a protein of 448 amino acids. The record is from RefSeq and is a predicted model, not a curated record.
AUGAUCAUCAAAGGUUUCUCAUUUAGCGAUGUUGAUGGAAAAUUAAUUGUGUCGACAUGGUUGGCAAUGAGUUGGAUGGACGAGCAUUUGAAAUGGGAUCAAAAUGCCUUUGGAAAUUUAUCAUCGAUCACUCAAUCCAGUCAAACAAUUUGGUAUCCAGAUUUGGCUUUGUAUAAUAGUGAUGUAGCUUCGGCAACUGAUGAAUCGUGCAAGGAUGCAAAUUGUGUGAUUUCAUCGACUGGUUCUGUUUCAUGCAUUCCUCCAUGUUCCCAUACCGCAAAAUGUUCACCAAAUUAUAAUCGUUGGCCAUUCGAUGUACAAAAUUGUACGCUACACAUUGGCACCUGGGUGAAUUCGGGUGAAGAAAUCGAUUAUAGAGUAUUGAAAACAAUUUUAACCGAAGACCAACUCUCCUCGCAAGAUAUGCAAUGGAAAUUGAUUCGUGCGACAUACAAACGAAAUCCAGGCAAUUUCACCGAUAGUAAACAAACAUAUCCGUCGCUAACAUUUUCGUUUUUAAUGGAACGUCAUUCAGCCAGUCAUUCGGUUAUCAUUUUCGUUCCGGCUCUCACAUUUGUUCUGUUGAAUUUGAUAUCAUUAUGGGUGGAUUCUCAGAGUAAUCGUCGAAUCAUUUUGCUGGCAUUGAGUUUAUUGGGACAUUUACUUUACAUGCAACAUUUAUUCUGGGCCUUACCCGCAAAUGGCGAUACAGUACCCGAUUUAUCACUGUCCGGCGAGUCACAUAUUACCAAAGCACUGUCCGACGAGUCACAUAUUACCGGGGAUUUAGCUCAGUGGUAUGAACAUACCAAUAAUACGACAUCGGUGAUGAAUAUAUCGGCGACCUUAAAACGUUAUAGCUUUAAGUUAACAUUCAGCAACGGGGGUAUAGCUCAGUGGGUAGAGUGUCCGCUUCGCAUGCGGAAAGUCAAGGUGAUCUAUUUCCGUGAUUCGUUGUUGCUAACAGUUGCAUUGAUAAUAAAUACAAUUAUCGUGCAGGGAAUGAUGUCGUGUAAUAUGCAAAUACCUGAGUGGGUUGACAAGACUACAACAUAUGUGGCAAGCAAUCGUGCUGGUCAACUGUUCUUGUCCAAACAUCUUGUUACAGCGAAAUUUGGUAUGCCGCUGGAUACGAGUGACGAUGAUGUUAACUUGGUUGAGUCGCAAGCCAAUGAGAAGGACACCAAAAAAAUGGAGAAGCAAUUGUGGCAGAAAUUUGGAAACAUUAUUGAUCGUGGACUAUUUGUUGCUUUAUGCAUUGUUUAUUUCAUUAUGAUGCUUGGUCUAUUGCCAGAGAACUUUUUGGAUGAGAAAAAUCCAAGCUCAGUCGAAAUCAUCGGCUAUUAAACCGCAAAUUGAUCCAAAUUAACCCUCCUGCACACAGUACAUAUUAAGAACAGAUCAAUACGGUAUGGGUCACUCAGGCCCUCCAUACAAAUUGUUUUUAUUCGAUGAAAAUAAAAAGCGAGUUGAAUAAAUUGAAAUACAAAUAAAAAUUAUUGAAACAAA